UCCUAAAACCCAAGAUUUUGCUGGCCUGUAGCCGGUGUCGUGAGCGAAAGAUCCGCUGCGACGGCAUUGAGCCCAUCUGUGGGCAAUGCAAAAGACGGGACACCCCGUGUUCCUACCCCAGCGACUCCUAUGCCAGGAAGAUCCAGAGCAAUCAGUAAAAUUAUGCACCAGUCUCAAGUCACCCUUGUUGGAGCCGGGACUGCAAAUAUCAAUCAUCUUCCCGCGCUAGAAAAUCCAAAUGCUUCGUCGAGGCCUUCUGAUAACAGGCUGAGAGCCUUGGAUAGAAAUAAUGACUGUUCUACUCAAUCAGAUGGUGAUAGUACUGACCUUGAGAUUAUAUUCUUUGAAGGGGAUGGCCCAUCCGCCACUCAAGACACCCAAAGAAAGGAUGGCAGGAGCAAGGCGCCUGGUGCUUCUAAAUCAAGGCCACCUUCAAAACAAAAAAGCCCAGCAGGGAACCAAAUCCGAAUUACUGCAAUGGGAAUAACUUCUGACGGACCAUUUGCUGAGUCAGAAAGCGAAGACGAAUUCUUUGGUGACUCUUCUGUCGCCUCUUUCUUGAAACAGAUUAAAGAGUCCGCAAAGGAACCUGGACCGGCAGAACCAACAAAUACCAUCCUGCAUGCAAGUUCUAGCACAUGCCCAACUUCCUGGCCAACAGUGGCCGAGGCACCCAAUUCAAGGGACGAAAAGCAUGAUCUACCACCCCAACAAUUAGCUGGCUAUCUCCUCAACUGUUAUUUCGACAAAAUCCACAGCUUGUAUCCAUUCGUUCAUAAACCGAGCUUUCUUCGCAUGUACAGGAACCUAUGGACGCCGGAGGCGUGGCUGAUCCCCUCGUCCGGGAUGGGUCUAGGAGAUCCAAGUGUAUCUUCUUCGAUGUUCCACUGCGCGUUGAACAUAAUCUUUGCUUUAGGAUGCCAAUUUUCCAAGCUAGACCAUACAGCGCGCGAAGCCACUUCUGAGGAGUUCUUUCAACGCUCACAAUCGCUUCUGAACGUCAUCUCCCUUGAUAAAGGAGAUCUAGCCCUUGUGCAGACAUUGCUUUUGACUUCACAAUAUUUGCAGGGAGGCAAGUCUCCUUCGAGAUGUUGGAACAUAAUAGGCCUUGCUUGCAGAGUGGCGCAAUCUCUUGGAAUGCAUUCCCUCAAAGCCGAUAAGAAUAGGACACCGGCUCAAAUACAGAUGAGACGGCGCGUUUGGCAUGGAUGUGUAAUGCUAGAUCUAGCAAGCAGUAUGAUGCUGGGUCGCCCUCCCAUGACUCAUGCCUCCGCAGUGCCUCUUCCAGAAGCUGUUAAUGAUGAACAUCUCGGUUCGAGUGUUGAACACGACCGAUCAGAACCAGAGACACUGUCACGGACUGAGUUUUAUGUCCGGACUUUGCAGUUGUAUAAGAUAUUAAGGAGAAUCCUAUCUGAAGUUUAUGAACCUUGGGAGGAUUCUGGACAAUCCGAGCGGAUAAAGUCGAGUAAUAAUCAGGCUCAGAUUUUGCUAGAUCUAGAAGAGGAGCUUUCGGUGUUUGAGACAAGUCUUCCAGCGGCGUUGCAAUGGAAUGACGCUCACGGAUCUGCGGGGCUCGCUGAACCCUUUCGCCGUGAAAGUAGUUUAUUGAGGGGAAGGUUCCUUCACUUGAGGAUUCUGCUUCUGCGUCCCACUCUUGUCAAGUUUUGUCGGGAAAAUUGCCCUCCACGUCACCCAGACAACUCCUCCGCGGGUGCAGAGCCAAAACGCAAUAUUAUCUCGGACUUAAGCCUCAGCUGCUCAAUUUCCUGUGUCGCGGCUGCGAUUGAGCUGUCGCACCUUAUGAAUGUCAUUUCCAGGACUGAAUUGGCCAGUGUAUGGUGGUAUAGUGUCUUUUAUACCUUUACAGCUGGGGUUGUCCUCGUGUUGGCACAGACAUGCCCCGCUAUGGAAUCUAUCUUCUCCAAGGAGGUUUUGAGGGUUGCUUGGGAAAGCUGCUUCAACUGUCUAGCUAAUAUGGAUUCGUACAGCAACACUGCCAAGAAUUGCGCCAGUAGUCUCCAAAAGAUAUUAUGCCAUUUGCUAGAUGAAGGCGAUCGUGAAUCAUGCCCCCUUGACAAUACCGCCGAACAAGUUCCAGCUCCACCUACAAGUGUACCUGUGGGCCAUGACACACCAUUGUCUGUCAUACCGACUUCCUUCCCAACCCUCUCCGAAGCAGAUGUUGGCGCCAAUCAAGAACCUCCUGCCGGGUUUCCCUCUGAGGCACUUGGGCCUUUCUGGAAUGGACAAGAUUUUGAUGGCUCGUUGAUGGACAUGCUGUGGGAUGAUCUUUGGCUGACAUCACCGUCGUUCUUAUGAUAUUCAUCCCACGGGGGUGUUGUUUUGACUCUGAGAGA
Messenger RNA from Aspergillus ibericus CBS 121593, 2360 nucleotides. RefSeq names its product fungal specific transcription factor domain-containing protein. Gene Ontology annotation, biological process: DNA-templated transcription; positive regulation of transcription from RNA polymerase II promoter by galactose. Gene Ontology annotation, molecular function: zinc ion binding; DNA-binding transcription factor activity, RNA polymerase II-specific; RNA polymerase II cis-regulatory region sequence-specific DNA binding. Gene Ontology annotation, cellular component: nucleus. The coding region runs from base 130 to 2322 and encodes 730 amino acids. The transcript is spliced from 5 exons. The record is from RefSeq and is a predicted model, not a curated record. NCBI's taxonomy places the organism in Eukaryota, Fungi, Ascomycota, Eurotiomycetes, Eurotiales, Aspergillaceae.